AUGUGGAGUAGCAAUAUACCCAGACAGCAGUGGUAUCCGGCUGAACUCGGGGGUGCAGCGGCUCAGACUAUGAGCACAGAUAAGAGCGGCGAGUUGGACUUCUCCACGUUUCUCAGCGUGAUGCACCGGCUUAUCCAGAAGGAGAACCCGUGGGUUGAGAUCAUGCAGGUGCUGAAGAUGAUGGACCAAAAGAAACAAGGCUUCAUCAUUGAGUCUGAGCUCAAAGCCAAGCUCAUGGGACUUGGAGAACGACUCACAGAUGAAGAAGUGAAUGAAUCCAGCGUGGCGUCUGAUGGACGAAUCGAUUAUGAGGCGUUUAUAAAGACGGUGAACAAACCAGAAUUCCAGAACUUCCCUGUUUCUGCAAGAAUCCCGUCGGACCGGUUGUGUCAGUGGUUUAACUGUCCAGAUAAUUCAAAGUCUCGUUCAUUUAUCGUAACAGGAGUUGUGUUUUAA
This is a messenger RNA of Xyrauchen texanus (razorback sucker), 456 nucleotides long. It is a transcript of the gene calml4b, whose product is annotated as calmodulin-like 4b. Gene Ontology annotation, molecular function: myosin heavy chain binding. The coding region runs from base 1 to 456 and encodes 151 amino acids. NCBI's taxonomy places the organism in Eukaryota, Metazoa, Chordata, Actinopteri, Cypriniformes, Catostomidae. The record is from RefSeq and is a predicted model, not a curated record. The transcript is spliced from 4 exons. Gene Ontology annotation, cellular component: myosin II complex; cytoplasm.